AUAUAUAAAUGAAUCACAAAACGCAGAAGUAAAAACAGAAGAAAUACAACUGACCUGUAUUUCUGGUUCACGUCUUAGCCACGUUUGGAGGUCCUACCUCGUGUUUCAUUUGUUUCCCUUGAGUGAGUUGAUCCAGCACCUUGCCGCUGUCCACCUCCACCUGGUCGGCUUUGCACUGCAUUCUUCUCAGUUUUGUGUCUCCAAGCAAAAUGUCAGGUGAAAAGCCAAAGGUCUACGAAGGUGUUCGGGUGAAGAUCACGGUAAAGGAAUUGCUGGAAAAGCGCAGAGCUCGUCAAAAGAAAUUGUCAUCGGAAUAUGCAAACUCUUGGUAUCAAGAUGCUGUUGCCACGCCUUUCUUAAGUCUGGUGCCAGAGCCAAGUGCACAACCCUGGCCCUGUGAAGACAACCCCGGUGACUAUGGGACAGAGUGUCUCUCAUUAUACAGUGAUAACUUCAGCUCAGCUCAACAGACUGAACCUGCAGCAUACAGUGUACCCUGCAACUACACUCAUCAACAGCCCUGGUCCCUUGGACAUAUAUUGCACAAGGACUAUAGGGAAGGACAGGCCUCCUGGUCAUCGUUAGAGACUUGGACUCCGGCCUGCACACCAGAGAAUAUUACUCCUUUGGACACCCAUCAUCUCCCCUCCUCACUACAAGAAUACUCAGACCCUGUGGAUCCCACUUACAUAUCACUUAAUACAAAUGUCACUCAAUAUGAUACCUCUGUGUACUCAAACCAUACUGAAUCGACCUCUACAAUACAAUGGAUGCCCUGACCUAAGUAGCACAGGUUAUUAUGGGUCAACUUUGGACAACUGUUAUUAUAAAUGGCAAAUGUCAAGCAUGAGUCAUGUUUAAAUACAGAGUUUGUGGAGGGUGGCGGGGAGAUGGUGCCCCAUCUGGAGACCAACCUGAGGUUUAGGGCUGGCAGGGUCUACCAGCUUUGUGUGUGAGUGUGUGAGAGAGAGAAAGUGAGAUAAGUUACUUUUUUUUAUAGAUUGCCAUAAUUAU
Molecule: messenger RNA, 1014 nt
Organism: Salvelinus fontinalis (brook trout)
Lineage: Eukaryota; Metazoa; Chordata; Actinopteri; Salmoniformes; Salmonidae
Product: POU Class 2 homeobox-associating factor 3-like
Exons: 4
Coding region: 210-779 (189 amino acids)
Molecular function (GO): DNA binding; POU domain binding
Source: RefSeq, a predicted model, not a curated record